UGAAGGGAGAGAGUGAAAAAUUAUGAAUUCUAAUGUCGUGUACGCAGCUAGUGUUUGUCCCGACACAGGCUACACGAGCCAGACUUACGGCGGGGAUCUUUCGUCUGCUCAGGUGUACUACCAUCAAACGGGUACGUCGGCUGACCCCAUAACUGGACACUACGGACUGGUGGCCCCAUAUACUAACGAGCCAAGGCCCCAGAGCGAUGCCGACUUAACACCGCAUCAGAUCAUCAACGACCAGAAUGGAUUGAGCUACACCAAUCUGGAUCAGACCCCGUAUCAGAAUCGCCCUCCGGCCCCUUACGUCCAAGCUGAUAUGGGGCCUAGGAACCAAUACGCUGGUUAUAGGAACUUGGAAUAUUCAGAAGUGGGAGAGGGUGUCGCCACAGCUUACCCUUAUUUGGACCCUCUCAAUUUGCCUAGGAGGAACGGGUACGCUUAUCACGACACUUCCUACGAUCACAGAAGGGAUAACUGUCAGGUAAAUGGUGCUUACGACAAUUCGGGCCUCCGAGCGGGACCACAACAGGCCCCUGUUCCUACUUACAAAUGGAUGCAAGUCAAGAGGAGCGCACCUAAACCAGGUAAGUUUCCCUCAUUUUAACGCUGUAUCGCGCCUUUUAUUGACGUUGUGUCAGUUUCGUUCGCGUUAAACUUCGCGUCAAGCGUGGUUUUUCUACUUCCCCUUUAAUUUUUAAGGAAUUUUUGGCACUGUUUAUCGGUUCUACCCCUCUGAAAUCACCUUCUCAUUAGGGCCUGAAGAAUAAGAUGAAUUCCCAAUGUAAAAAAAAUCACACAAAUGUCCUCAAGUGAGUUAAAAUUUGAUAAAUUAAAGCCUUCGCAUUGCAUCACGUGAUCAGAAAGGCCACUUUCUGAUGCCUGUAUGGGGUGAAGAAUAAAAAAAAUGUGUUCAAUCAAGGUGACGAAGAAAGUUUAGCAUGCUUUGGGCUUUCUCAUUUUGUAAACACCAAAAAACAGGCUUAAAAAUAAGAUUUCUGAAGCCUGCCAAAGAUAAUUUAUCAGCCUACCUAUCUAACUGAGUUGGAAGUUUAUCAAACAAAACUUGUCUGCCAACGUUAGAUCAAUAAAGCUUGCAUGUCGCCUAUUUUCCAUCGAUACAACCGUUAGUUUUAUUGUACAUACAGGAGGGGGCCUGUUAAUAUAAGUUUUUACGUACAGUGUAAGGCUGUAAGUAAAAACUCGUGCAUAAAUAUCACCACAUCAAUUUAGGCCUUGACGUAACGAAUAGGCCUACAGACUUACACGUUUUUAACGACAUCAUUGUUGAUAUCGUCAAGAAGGGUGCUGCAAAAGUUGUGUUUUACUAGCAAUUUUUUAAAAAUUUCCUCUAUUCUCUUUGCAAAUUUUACUCCCGUACUUAAUUUAGAACAUAUUUACGUACUAAAAUUUAGGCUAAAAUAAAAAUAAUGCCUUAAAAAGUAGGCUAAACAGGCAAUUUGGAUACACGUUACCUACGGUGUAAUUUAAGGCUGUCAUACUUCCAAUGUCUACUUUAUUAACUAGAAAUGUAAAGGCCUUAUUCUGAAUGAGCCUUAAUAAAGAUAUUUUAAGUUCCUUUCAGAAUAAGGCCUUCAAAUUAAUGAAAAAUUACACGACACUCCUAACAGUUCAGUUUGAGGGCAUAGUUAGUCCCAUGCAUCUCUAGAGAGAUGUUAGUAAUAUUCAGGUUUGUAUACACUACAAAAUUAGGCUCAGUUUAUUAAAAUGAUAUGUUAUUACGAGCCUUAAAUCAGGAAAUUAAACGGAAAGCCUUUAAAAGUUAUUAAUAGGUACUUAGGGUGGUUCUGUACACGAGAAACCUAAUAUCGAUUAGGCCUACGUUGAGAAAAUUGAUCCUGUCGAGCCUCUUUAAUGAAGAGUAAACAGGUUUAUACUUUCAUUUGUCAAUAAGUCACUUAAGCGGAGUAAAAAAAAGGAAUUGGGUGCAAAUAUCAACCACAAAAUGGCUGUAAUUACUGCCAAAAUGUAAUUUAUGGCUUUCUUUCCCUUGGUUUUAGGACCACUAACAGCAAUUUCCCGCUUCCCCUUUAUGAAAUAUUAGCCUCAUAAUGACCUAAAUAGCCUGAAAAAUCAAUUUGGAAGAAUGAAUGAGUUUAAUAUGCAAAUUCCCUUCCUCUUUUUUAAAACAAGAGAGCCUUUACAGGUUGGAUGCAUCAGGCCUCUUGUAUGCUCGAGCCUUUGGGUCUUAACUUGAAUACUACCACUGGUUAGGCCUUUUGUUCGUUAUUGAAGAGACUAUUGUGGUAAAUAGUACCUUAAAAAUGGUUCUAUUUAAGGCCCUCGUCUACUUCAAAUGCUGCUACCGACAUGAGAGGCAUAAGGAAUAAUAAAUAAUCACAAUAAUGUUUAUUUAAACAAGCUCUUGAACGUAAAAAAAACCCAUCAAAAUAAAUCAGUUUUCCAGUUCGAGGUCGACAGAUAGGAACCGCAGGACUCACGAGGGCCUCAACACGUUCCGAGGCCUCAUUCGACUCGUGAUAAAUAGGGAACUAUUACAUCGUUGUUGGGCACGAAAGAGGCGAACGUGACUAGUUUCUGGGGGUCGGAAAAACUGAUUUUAAAAGGCUCGUUUGGGGGGCCUAGACGUUCCCGAGGGCCCGUUUAACAAGUUUAGAAAGACCGUGGAGAGCCACUAAACAGUUUUAAAGUAUCACGAAAGCGAGAGGCGAAUUAAGCGCCGUUCACGUGACCGUUUGAUAAAUGGUGUGUUUGCAGUCAUUUAUCCAGCUCAGAACACCUUAGACACAGGCUAAGACCUCUCUUUAUAGGGACUUGUCAUCUCUUAUUUCCACCAUACUCUGUUCUUUCUCUCCCUUUUUCCUUAUUUUUUUUACUUCUUUUAUCAAUUAGAACCCAUUUUUCCAUGAGUUAUAACAACGAAGAAUGAGGAAAAUUGAGUAUAUGGGGGUUGCCUCACGAUAAAUUGUUAUUAUCCUUUAUCUCGUAAUUAUAUCAGUGAACAUUGUUUAACACAAAAGACCCUCGGACGCCUUUUUUUUUAAUCGUUUGUCAUCAUUAAUCCCUUGUUAUGCCUUAAUAAACUAAUUUCUCUUAACUAGAUUCUGCCUUUGAAUGCUCGUGCCAACCCCCACGUUCUUUGUUUACAGUUCACAGCAGCGGAAUGACCAUGAUUAUUGUUCGCGGAUUCGAUCGGUAAUUAGUGAAAUUAAUGAAAAUGUAUGGGCCAAGUAAACUUUGUAAUUGACCAAAUGGAGUUAACCCGAGCACACGUGGUCAAUGUCUUUAGUUCAAAGAAGCCACCAAAUCUUUCCCAUUAGAGUCAGUGUUUCUUUGUCCACCACGGCUGUCAAUCACGUGGUCGAUGUAACUUUACCCAUAGAAACUACCAAAAAUCAUGGGCAAAUUUUUUGGUACAUUGCCAUUGAAAUCAUAGUUAGUGUAUCUUGCUCAUUGGUGAGAUCAAAAAUCAACAUUUCUGUCCAUCUUGGUACCCCAAAACCAUCAGUUCUGCCCAUAUUGAUACCAUAAAGUAUCAUUUAUUUCCCAUCUUAGCACCCCAAAGAACCAUUUCUUGCCCAUUAAACCUACCAAAAACAUGGUCAAUGUAUCUUCCCUAUGGGUUAGACCAUAAAAAAACCCACUAUUUUUGAAGUGUCAUCAUAGACUAUACAUAUUUGUUAUCUUAGUUUGAUGAUAAUCUAUAAAAAAAACACAAUUAUUUAUUUAAAAAAAGCAAUAUUU
This is a messenger RNA of Centruroides sculpturatus (bark scorpion), 3726 nucleotides long. RefSeq lists its product as uncharacterized. The transcript has a single exon. The record is from RefSeq and is a predicted model, not a curated record. Lineage: Eukaryota; Metazoa; Arthropoda; Arachnida; Scorpiones; Buthidae. The coding region runs from base 23 to 607 and encodes 194 amino acids.